This is a messenger RNA of Penicillium macrosclerotiorum, 864 nucleotides long. RefSeq names its product RTA1 domain-containing protein. Gene Ontology annotation, cellular component: membrane. The record is from RefSeq and is a predicted model, not a curated record. NCBI's taxonomy places the organism in Eukaryota, Fungi, Ascomycota, Eurotiomycetes, Eurotiales, Aspergillaceae. The transcript has 3 exons. Bases 1 to 864 code for a protein of 287 amino acids.
AUGGCGAGCUCUACUUAUGUUCUUUACAAUUAUACGCCCAGUCUAGUGGGCGCGAUCAUUUUCGCGGCGCUCUUCUUUUUAUCAACGGCUUUCCACUUCUACCAACGGAUUAUAAGUCAUGCUAAAUACUUCAACCCAUUUCUCGUUGGAGGAUUAUUCCAAGUUAUUGGUUAUAUCGCUCGUGCAGCGGCUCAUUUCAACCAGAGCUCAACCGCGCUCUACGCAAUGCAGCAGCUCUUGAUUUUGUUAGCACCAAUUCUUUACGCAGCAUCAAUUUAUAUGGUCCUCGGAAGAAUCAUCACUUUCCUGCAUGGCGAGCAUCUGAGCUAUGUGCCUGUCCGUCUUAUGACAAAGAUUUUUGUGGGUGGAGAUAUUCUAUCCUUCAUCCUUCAGGGUGUAGGUGGCGGUGUCAUGACCAGUGGAUCUAAAGAUAAUUUAAUCAUUGGUCAGUGGAUCAUAGUCGCGGGUCUCUGUGUCCAACUUCUUUUCUUCGGAACCUUCAUCCUAUCGUCUGCUCUCUUCCAUAUCGGCAUUCGCAAAUCCCCCACGGAAAAGUCGAAGCGAACAAUGCACCACACGAGAUUUUUCUUUUCACGAAAAUGGCCUAGUCUUCUCAUGGCAUGCUACGCUGUAAGCGUGUUGAUUCUAAUUCGAUCAGUCUAUCGUCUCAUCGAAUUCAUUCAAGGAAACAGUGGCUAUGUUAUUAGCCACGAGGUUUUCUUGUACGUUUUUGAUGCUGCUAUGAUGUUCUUGGUUAUGCUCAUCAUGAAUAUCUUUCACCCCUCUGCUGUUUUGCAGGAACAGGGCCCUGCCUGCUCUAGAACAACGGAGAGUCCCAUUAAUAUCCCGAAAGAGCAGGUCUAA